GGGAGAAGUUAACAACCAAGACAGCUGGUGUCUUCAGCUGGCGGAACUUUUGUGCUCUGCCGACCCAGAUGAUGAGAUUUUGGAUGCCUUGACUCAAAUGGGAGAGGACCUUGACUCCAGAGGACUGUGGUAUGCUGCACAGCUGUGCUUCAUCGCUGCAAUGGAGGAGCUGCAGAUUUUACAGAGCCCCAGCUUUGAGCUUAUUGGCUGUAACAGUCUGCCAAUCAGCCAUGAGGGAAGCAAUCCAACGUUCUGAGGUGUAUGAAUAUGUAUGCUCCCUGACCACAGGGCUUCCCCAGCCAAAUUUCCAGAUCUUCAAGUGCUAUCACGCCAGCAAGCUAGCAGAGUUUGGCCUUUUCGACCAAGCCUUGGAGUACUGUGAGACCAUUGCUACAGCAAUUGCUAGAUUUCCACUAUUAAUCACGAAGACCACGAUGGAAAUGACCAUUGCGCUGUCUGAGAAGCUACAGCAAGGAAAGGGAGAAGAACCAGAAUGGCUCCUAAACCUUCGUCAACUGUACGCCGACGAAGAGUUUAAGCUGAGGAACUCCGAAUGUGGCCUUAUGACUAGCGAGAUGUUCACUCUCCAGCGUCCACGUCGGGAAGGCCACAUUACACCAUGGGAGGUGUUUGAGUCCCUGUACACUCCGGGAGAGCUGCUGGGUGAAGGAGGCUUCGGGAGUGUCUGUGCAGGAGUCCGAAAGGCUGAUGGAAAACAGGUUGCCAUUAAAUAUGUGGGAAUGGAGAUGAACGAAGCUUUCAUCACCAUUCCUGGAGAGACACACAGCCUUCCUCUGGAGGUUGCAUUAAUGCAAAUGGUGUCCAAGCCCUGUCACCAUGAGAAUGUCUUACAGCUGAUCGAGUGGUUCGAGAUGUCCGACUGUUACAUCUUGAUCUUGGAGCGACCCAGCCCCUGCACAGACCUCCUAAAAUUCCUGAAAGGUCACAAAGGCCGACUGUCAGAACCACUGGCACAACGCAUCAUGCGUCAGGUGGUUCAGGCCGCUCACCACUGCUCUGACUGUGGUGUCCUGCACCGGGACAUCAAGCCAGAGAAUAUACUCAUCAACACCGACACACUGCAGCUGAAGCUGAUAGACUUUGGCUGUGGUGAUUUGCUGCAGGACAUCCCCUACAGAUAUUAUGCAGGAACUACAGCUUACUCCCCACCUGAGUGGUUAUGUGAGGGCGAGUAUUUAGGUGUUCCUGCUACCGUCUGGAGUCUGGGAGUUCUACUGUUCGAGAUGAUGUGUGGAGACCUGCCCUUCCAGUGCGAAGACGACAUCAUUGCCCGGGACUUGCACUUCGCUCACGACCUGUCUGAAGGUUGCCGUGACCUGAUCCUGUGUUGUCUGGCGCUAUAUCCUCACUCGCGCCCAACGUUCGAGGAAAUCCUCAGCCACAGAUGGUUUGAGGAACCUCAGAAGAAUGUUUAGCCAUUUGGAUGUCCACUGUGGUGUUACGCCUCGUGAAGGAGCAUGUCCAGGAGAUGCUGAAGGCCAUGAAGGGAGUCUGAGCAACACUCUUCUAACACACACACACACACACACACACACACACACACCUCUCUGUCUCAGCCAAGUUAAAGAGUGAUCAGGACAUUUUAGGAAAUCUGUUGUUGGCUAUUCAGUGGUCAUUAGAAUAUAAAACUAAGAUUAAACUCUGCACUUUUGCCCAUUCAUUUGUAGAACUGCUUUUGCUCUCCAUUUUGUUUAAUGAUAGAUUACUUGUAACUAAUUUAUAAGAUUAAGCAACGCCCAAAAUUUGAAUAAAGUAUUUGAAUAAAUGUCCUGGUCAUACUUUAAACACAUCUCUUUUCUAUCCCUUUCUUUCUCUCUCCACUUGCUCAAGAUCUCCACAGGUAAGUAAAUACUUAUUACUGUCUUUUAUUUUCUGCAGAUUUAAACCUGUCUUUUCUUCUCUCCCUGAGCAGCUGUACACAACAUCGCUGGCCUCUAACAUCAACACCUGUUAGUGCUCUCUGACCAACGGACGACAUCAACAUCUGCAGCUCCGCCAUGUUUAGUUUAACUUUUUAUUAUAUAGAUUACUUAAGACAUUUAUCUUUAUUAUAGGUUUAAGAUUUUUCUAUACAAUACUAUUUAUUAGACAUUUAAGUU
This is a messenger RNA of Hemibagrus wyckioides, 2120 nucleotides long. Its product is annotated as serine/threonine-protein kinase pim-1-like. Gene Ontology annotation, cellular component: cytoplasm. Gene Ontology annotation, molecular function: protein serine/threonine kinase activity; ATP binding. Gene Ontology annotation, biological process: protein autophosphorylation; negative regulation of apoptotic process; regulation of mitotic cell cycle. Lineage: Eukaryota; Metazoa; Chordata; Actinopteri; Siluriformes; Bagridae. The coding region runs from base 132 to 1436 and encodes 434 amino acids. The record is from RefSeq and is a predicted model, not a curated record. The transcript has 11 exons.